UCUAGCAGCAGAAACAACUGUUGGAGUCUUGCAAGCGAUGUACCCAACAUCACAGGUUUCAAUCAAAGCACGAGAUGUCCCUGAACUUAUAUCCAGUGUGGUAGAAGUAAUGACAUGCAAAAGUAAUCCGGACAGAGGCUUUUGGAUGAAAACGUCACGGUCAAGUGGCAUAUAUCCAGACUAUGAGGCUGACAUGACAACACAAAAAGUGUCUGACAAACAACAGACAACAACAAAUGGCAUUAUAAUUCCAAGAGGAUUUUCAAUGAAACCUUCGCAAUCUAGUGGCAUAUAUCCCGAUCAUGAAAUAGAUUUCACAGCACAGACAAUUUCAGACAUACAGACAACAUCAAACCAAUGUAUCAUUACUCCAAGAGAUCAUGCAUUUGACCUUCCAGCCAGAGGAACAAAAAAGCGAAGAAUUAAAAUUGGAGAAAUAUCAGGUCCUAUGGCUCCAGCUCGAGGUGCACUAUCGGAUCGUCAGUACCACAGAAAGGACGAAUCAAAAAUUCUGCCAACAAAACGUUUGGGAGUGGAUCUCAAAGAGAUAUAAGACACAAAAGUUGAUUGUAAUCAUAUAUUUUUAUUUGUAACAACUCCC
Mytilus trossulus (common blue mussel) is the source of this 601-nucleotide messenger RNA. RefSeq lists its product as uncharacterized. The coding region runs from base 38 to 553 and encodes 171 amino acids. NCBI's taxonomy places the organism in Eukaryota, Metazoa, Mollusca, Bivalvia, Mytilida, Mytilidae. The transcript has 4 exons. The record is from RefSeq and is a predicted model, not a curated record.